GCUUCGGGGUCCGUCGCUUACUCCCAUGAUGCAACAGCAAACAAAGGGGAGAGCGGAGGACGGAGCGCAAAAAGUUUUAAAUGCUUCAUUUUUACCCCAAAAACCCGCUUAAAGCCCGGAUACCCGCUCCCGCCGCCCGACCGGAGCCCCGCCGAGCGGCCGCGGCGCCCGGGGUUCAGCAGCGGAGCCGCGAGAAGCGCGUUUAGCUGAGAGAAGAACCAGAGAGCUGUGUGAGAGCUGUUAGCACAGCGGGCUGGAUCUAACUGAAUUAAACUGAUGAGGCUCCAUCAUCAUCAUCGUCAUCAUCUGUAUCUGUAUCUGUCUGCAGGGAAGCAUGAGGCAGGCUGUUAGUUUACAUCGCUGGGAGGUUAAAGGCCUGGCAGUUAUGGCUAGCUGUGCAUGACCAGCGAUGAGCAAGCAUUCUCCUCUGCCUUUCCCUUUCCUGGAACGUUCUGCGUGAGUCAUCUUCUUCCAAAGUGUUGGAAGGAGCAUUCAGGAUGAAGAAAAUUAGUCUCAAGACAAUACGAAAGUCGUUAAGCAUAAAAGGGAAAGAAGAAAAAGCUGUGGAGUAUGCCAUAUCCCAGCCGGACCUGUCGGCCAGCUUCCCUGCCGAAGAUGCUCUUUACGGAGGCUGCUACAGCAAAGAGCUUGUCGGCAGGGACCUUGACGGCGAAGAGGCGAAGGGCUCCAAGAAUCGCUCCAAAAGUGAAAGCCUCAUGGGCAGUUUGAAGAGGAGGUUGUCUACAAAGCAGAAACCAAAGGUCAAGGGGAGUUCACCGUCCGUUUGCUCCAUUGAUGAUGAUACGUUUUCCUCAUCGUCUGCACCCAUCACCUUCAGCGACCUCAAGUCACAGCACUCUUCACGCUCCACAUCGCUUCGAAGCCACCACUACAGCCCAACACCGUGGCCCCUGAGACCCACGAACUCGGAAGAAACCUGCAUCAAAUUAGACGCCAAGGUGAAGGCCUUGAUCCACUCCUCGGGUUCCAGCCCGGUGCUCAACGCUGUCCGCAAGGAUUUUCUGGAACUUCAGAGGGACGGGCUCUUUGAGGGGUCCAGUGGCUCCUCCUUUAAAAGUUCCAACCCCCAGAAUGGUGAUUUGCAUCUCGACAUGGCCGAUCACGUGCCUGUAGUCAUCGGUCUUGCCGCUCAGGAUUAUAUACAGUACACAAUGCCUUUAGAUGACGGACUUUUCUCCGAGGAGGGCUCGCGCUCUUUCUGUUUGGAUGGCACCUCGCCCAUGGACGUGGUGUCUCAGACAGAGGGGUGUUCUCUUAAUGUGGACGAGGAAUCCAUUGCCCAUGAUCUCCUUUCGCCGGAUAUCUUCAUGGAGCCCUCGGUCAAUCGUCUACUUUUCAGCACUGCAAAUGCCUUGCUGCAAGGCUCCCGGCUUGAAGCCCCUCUUUCUCCUUUGCUACCUCAGGUUCCUGGUGCCCAGCUCCCCAGGAGCCUUUCUGAACUGGACGGUACACACUCUCAAGUCGCAGAAUCCGUCAUCCGCCACCUAAGCUUUGACCCAAGCUCGGCUCCUGGAGUCCAGCGGGUCUACGAUGCGGUCCAAAGCAGUGGGCCGAUGGUGGUGACCAGCCUCACGGUGGAGCUUAAGAAACUAGCCAAGCAAGGAUGGUACUGGGGUCCCAUCACCAGGUGGGAGGCCGAAGAGAAGCUGACCAACCUUCCGGACGGUUCAUUUCUGGUCCGAGACAGCUCUGAUGACCGCUACCUUCUUAGCUUGAGCUUUCGUUCACAGGGCAAAACGCUCCACACACGGAUCGAGCACUCCAACGGCAGCUUCAGCUUCUACGAGCAGCCAGACAUCGAGGGCCACACGUCCAUCGUGGAUCUUAUUGACAACUCCAUACGGGAUUCGGAAAAUGGAGCCUUCUGCUACUCCAGGUCGCGCUUGCCUGGCUCUGCCACCUACCCUGUUAGAUUAACCAAUCCUGUUUCAAGGUUUAUGCAAGUGCGAUCGCUCCAGUACUCGUGCCGCUUCAUCAUUCGUCAGUACACGCGGAUAGACCUGAUCCAAAAAUUGCCUUUACCCAACAAAAUGAAAGAUUACUUGCAGGAAAAACACUACUGAACUCGAUCACAAAUACGAAGCCGAUCUGUUUUUACUUCUUGCACUUUUUUUUUUUUUUUUUUUUUGGGAUUACACAGUGAGGGUUAGGGGUGGGUCAUCGGGUGCUAUUAUACCACAUGUUUUACGUAAAAAAAAUUUUAAAGAAAGGGGUGAUGUUCAUUUAGUGUAGUUCUUCAUAUCUUCCUAGUUCAGCGGUUGUUGCUAAGAAUGUUGGUAGAGUGGUCUGAGCGUAUUACUGGAGUGUCCUAUUCUGCAUGCUUGUUUUGAGGUCUGUAGUGUUUUUUGUUUUUUCUUUAUACCAAGGCUUUCAUUUCGUGAAGGAAGAGACCCGUAAUUCUUUUUCUGGGUUUUCUUAAGUACGUGUUCCACCAUUUCAAGUUCGCAACAAAAGCAAAAACAGUGUUUGUUUAGGGCUUUUAGAGCUUUGUUAGAAUUUUUGUGAGCAGUGCACAGUGCGGACGGACCUUUUGCCUUAAUAAUGUGUUGGGUAUUUUUUUGGAAGGUUGAUUUGAGUAAACUUUAGACUGGCUGUCUUCGUUUUUUCCAAGUAGCACUGCUCCAUCAAACCAGCCAUGGUCUCGUAUUGCACUAUAUAAAGCUAGGCUAACACAGCGAGUCUGCCCUGUUCUUUUUAAAGAGCUGUCGCACCUCCAUGGAGUAACGGAGUUAUACUAAUAAGCUAUAUUAGCUGGUCACGUUUUAAGAUCAAGAUUACUGACUCCACCAUUCAGAACUGUUUGAGUUGUAUUUAUUUAGUUGGAUUCAAUUCUAUAGCACACAUGACGCCAGGGACAGAGUGGACUAAACAUAUCUAGUUUUAUAAUAUUGAUUUUGACCCAUGUAUUUUUUUGGAUCGUAGCAAAAAAAUCCUUCUGUAUGUAGUUUUUGUGUAUAAAUAAUCGUUCCUUUUAAUUUGCCUUUUUUCUUUUUUUUUCUUGGUUAAUUCGAUAAUUCGCCUUAUAAACAUGUAUUUAUAUUUAUAUAUAGAGUGCGAAAAAAUGAAGGAUGUAGGAUGGUAGGUGAAAUAAAUUAACAGUACAUUUCUCAAAGACUUCAUAUCACAAGCAUAUGCUGUUUUUGUUUAUCCAUCUCAAAAACUUUAUCCUAUUAUCCCAUGUUGUACAUACGUCCUGGCACACAGUAUAGGCCUAGAGUUGUGAGUAGAGUUGUUUACGUCCAUCUGCAGUGAGGUAUCUUGGUUCCAUAGCACACGUUUUGGUCCAGAACCAGAAGGAUGAUGGAUUUCAUUUUCAGUUUAUUACAGUCAUUUUGCCUGAUCAUCACAAUAAAUAGAGAAUUCUAUUUAUCCAUUUGUUCGGUUUAUUAAUGUGCAAAUUUGCUUAUUAGAGCUGUUCAUUCCCAGGAACCAUUUGGUUUCAGCAGGCCUACGACUAAAUGCAAUGUUUUUGUGUGGCCUUUUGUGUUUGGAUGAUUUCAGAGGCCCGAAUUGUGAUAAAUAAUCUUUAUAGUCCAUGACUUAGCCUUACUGAGAAGCCAGCCAGCAGACAGUUAGCAUUGUGUGUAAUAAUGUAAUAGUAGGGAUGCACAAUGAUAUUGGGAUCAUAUUAGUAUUAUCAGAAAAAAGAUUAUCUAAAUUUGGAUAUUUCAUGUAUUUAUUAAGGAUAAGCCAAAUAUUUGGAAACCGAAAUAUUUUGUGUGAAAGUGGCAAAAAAAACAACUAAUUUUCUAAUUUCCAAAUAAGUGGAAAUCAAAAUGUAAUGCUGACAUGUUAAAUGCUUAACUCUCAAAGGAAUUCUGUGUAACUCAUUGUAUAAUUUUGGAGCAUUUCUAUUGGUUCAUUUAUUAUGAAACACCAGGUUAAGAACAACUGUCAGAUUCAAAUAACGUAUUAAAAAGUGAAAAGCUGCUUAAAAUAUUUACUAUUUGGCAACGAUGCCCACUUUCUACUUAUUAUAAACUACAGCUGGACAAUAUAUUGUUUUAGCAUUGUCAUCACAAUGUGCCCAAAUGCUAUAAAAGUUAAAUCACAGGACCUGCAAUGUAGGGCUCAAUAAUUUUAGAAUAGAAUCAUGAAAUCAUGAAAGGGAGGAUUAAGAUGAAAUUCAGAUGUAAAGACGCAAAUUAAACAACACAAAAUUUGUAAAAUUAUAAGGAACAUCAGGCAAAUUAGACCAUAAAUAUUAUUCCACAACUUGCUUGAAUUGAAAGGACAUGUAGUACAUUUUGUUUUAUGACAUAUAGAUCUAGCAAAGGCAGAUUGUAUUUGAUUAGUCAAAGGUUUGAUACUUGGAAUGCAUUAUUACAUUAGUACAAACAAUUCCAGUGUUGCUUUUCUUCCAAUAUUGUGUAGCCAUAUUCUAGAUUUUUCAUAUGUCAAAAGCAAUUAUUUGGCUGAAAAAAUGGCAAAAAAAACUUAUGAACUUAUAAAAAGACCAUUUAAAACAAAAUCGCAACCAAAUCGCAAUAUAUAUAUGUUGUAGGUUUGUAAUUUGAAAUUCAAGACGAAAGUGAAUAUAUGCAAUGGUGAAAACUAGUGGCAAAAAAUAAUGAAAACUGAGUAUUGAGUAUCAAACCCCUGUGUGUUGAUAUUGGAAAAUAUUUACAUGAACAAUACCAGCCCUGAAUUCCUAUAUCAGUGCAUCCCUACUCAACAGUACAGACAUAAAUGUCCCACUUCUUGAUGGUAUUAGUGGGACGUUUAUUUUUGUUCCUACUGUUUUUCUUUCUCUCCUUUAGUCUCCUCUUCUAUUUUAUUCCAGUCACCAGUGCUUGCCUUUUGAAUGACCCGUGAUGACCCACAGUAGAGAAUCUAACUCUAAUAAGUCUCCUUUCUUGAAAUUGAUGUGUUGGAACUGGUGUGAGAUAAUGGUGGGUCCAAGCUUGGCACAUUUUUAAGUCUGUUAGGUUGUUACAUUUAUUGGCCAGUUUGUUGGAAACAGCAAUUGUGUAGGGGCACAAUAUAUUAGUUGGUGGACCGUAUUCAACCCAACUUCUGGACUUGAAUGGCUAUUCUAUGUUCAGAUUGCCAGCACAGAUCUGAUUAUUGACCUGAAACCACAUGAAAUCUGAUUUGUGCAAGUUGAAUCCAAAUUAUUUGUAGGCGGCAGCCUUGUCAGCAAUGGGCAUGCAUUUGGACCUCCUAGUACUCUUGUAAGAUUCCAUGUCAUAAAAUACGCGUAUCGUUUGACCUCGUAGCGAAAAUACUAAUCCAGCAAGUUACCAAUAGAGCCAUCUACAACUUUUAUCUACGCUUUAUUUUCCUCCAAAUUGUCGACACACUAUCACUGUGCUGAAGACUCUCGCUCGUUCUUUUCUUUUGUCUGUUGCUUGCUUGCUCACUCACUUGUUCAGUCUCCCGUUUGCUCUGUCUCUCAGGGGUUGGGGAUUUGGUGAAUAUGGUUUAUAAUCAGAUGUGUCUCAGCCUGGACGCUCUGGAUACUCAAAUCAGAUUUCAAUGUGUCUUUUGCGUCAAAACACAACGAAACGCUGACAUCCAUCUCAACAGAUCAAAUUGGAGAAAUAAAUGAGAUCUGCCUGCAAUCUGAACAUUGACCUAGAGACUUUCCAUCCUUUCCAUUUUGGAUCCAAUCUUUAUGCACCCCACCCAUUUUGGUGAAUUGCUGCCUCCAGAAUGCCUUGAUUGGCUGAAUGGGGUGUGUCCAAUUAGGAUUGGGCUUCAGCUGUGGGAAACUGGGAAACUCCAGCAGGACACGAGUUGGAGACUUCUGGUGUACAAGCGGCAUCUGUGCCAAUACCUACACUGAACACAUACAGAAUAUAUGUGGUUGUUGGUUCUGACAAAAUGGUCACCAAAUGUAUCUACAUCCUAGGUGUACCUAAUAAGCUGGAAUCCUGGAGUUUAUAUAUACAUGCAGUAAAGCGUUGAUUGGGAAGAUCUGGUGUUUCAGUGGCUUUUUUCUGAUUUUACUUGAACUUGUCUUUAGGUUGUGUUGAAUUUGGAUUGAAGGCUGUGUGGAUGAAGUAUGGGUUGAGGUAUGUGAUUUUUGGAAAUGGAAGGAAUGUUUUCUGUGCUUUUUUUUGUAUAUUGAUGCGACUUUAAGAACCUUUUUUCAGUUCUGAAAGGUCUCAAUCUGUGGUCCAAUGGUUCGUCCAGAGCUUUGAUUAGUAAUUGUGGUGUCCAAGCUGAGCAGUAUGUAUGAUGAAGGUUAAUGGGUACAGGCAGCUGUUUAGUUGGGUGGUGUAUUGGUAAGAAUAUGAAUUAUAGGAAAUACAUUUUUUGGAGUACUGGCAAAGUAUGAAAAAAUAUGGUCAUAUACAUAAAAUCUUUAAAAUCGUCAAAGAAAAUGUAGUUUAUUAUCCAGUCAGAGCAGUGGGAUCUAACAACAGUGAAAAUCUCUGCUGUCUAGCUGUAGAAUUUGGUUCUAUAUAAACCAAAAAUGUUUUUUGGAUGUAAACUAUUAACUAAAAAUCAAUACUUUGUUUUUGAGAAUUGAUACAGUAUCACAAAACUAAAUAGGAAAAUACUUUUCUGUAUUUUUCUACCCCUUUACUGUUUAGUCACAUGCAGUCUCUCUCAGCUCAGUCAGAUCUGCAUCAGUAUGUGGUUUGCCUGGAUGAAGCUAUGAAGAAAGUAAGGGGUUGAUGUGUCGGUGAUAUGUGGUGUGUUGUUGUAAGUGAUGUAGGUUGAAGGUUGAUGGCGAUCAGCCCUGAUGUCCCUCCUGAAGGAAUGGGAGUAAAAAUUUCGCUGUUUCAGUCGUCAUUGUCGUUGGUACGUUUUGAUUUCUGUGCUUAAAUUUAAAUCUAUGGCCUUUGAUUCUGUAAUUCUGGCCUUCUGGUUCGUCUGUAAGCAGUGAGAGCAGAGUGAGGGUCUGUAUCUUCAGACUGGCUGUUAAUGGAGGAUCUGUAGGUGCGAGUGUGUGUUCAGAUUUGUGCUGUUUGUUUCAUUGACCCGCGUCACAUGGCUGCGAUUUGGGAGAAGAUACAUCCUUUUCUCUUCCUUUUUCAGAUUUUCAGUAGAACUUUGGUGGAAGUUCUGGAGUAUUUUGGAUCUCGAAAGGGAAACGCUGUGUACUGAUUUUAUUGCACAUUUUGAACUAAAUGUUUCUUUUUAUAUCUGCUCUAAAAGUGUAAAUAAAAGACUUAUUCUCAA
Astyanax mexicanus (Mexican tetra) is the source of this 7155-nucleotide messenger RNA. RefSeq names its product suppressor of cytokine signaling 6b (gene socs6b). Lineage: Eukaryota; Metazoa; Chordata; Actinopteri; Characiformes; Acestrorhamphidae. Gene Ontology annotation, cellular component: phosphatidylinositol 3-kinase complex. Gene Ontology annotation, biological process: protein ubiquitination; phosphatidylinositol phosphate biosynthetic process; intracellular signal transduction. The transcript is spliced from 2 exons. The coding region runs from base 498 to 2084 and encodes 528 amino acids. Gene Ontology annotation, molecular function: 1-phosphatidylinositol-3-kinase regulator activity. The record is from RefSeq and is a predicted model, not a curated record.